AUUUCGAAACGAGUUCCCUUUCCUUCUUUUUUCCGGAUCAGUCGUUAUUUAGUUUUUAAUUAUAUAACAUAAUCCCCCAUUAUACAUUUAACAACAUGGAUUUCACAAUUCGUGCUGCAACACUCGAAGACUGCAAAGACAUUGCGAGGAUGAUCUUGGAACUGGCUGAAUAUGAGAAAGUGUCAGAUCAGGUGAAAAUCACACAAAGAGACCUGGAGCAGGAUGGGUUCUCCAAAAACCCGUUCUUCCACGGUAUCAUCGCUGAGGUGCCAGAGCAACACAGAACCAAAGAAGGGCAUUCAAAGGUGGGCUAUGCCCUCUACUUCUUCUCCUACAGCUCGUGGAAGGGCCGGGCUGUGUAUAUGGAGGAUCUGUACGUGAUGCCAGAGUUCAGAGGUAAAGGGAUUGGCAAGGCACUGAUGAGCAAAGUGGCUCAGUUGGGCCUGGCUGCUGGCUGCACUCAGCUGAACUUUGCUGUGUUGGACUGGAACAAAGCAUCUCUGGACUUCUACAUGAGCCAGGGCUGUUUUGAUGUGACUGCAGACCUGGGCUACCACUGCAUGCGCUGUGAGGGGGAACAGCUGGAACACCUGGCACAGCCUUAAGCCCAGCCCCCCCUUCCUGGGUUCAUGACCUCUGCUUCCUUACAGUACCGAGGUCAAUCAGGGAUAAAGGUAAACUCAUCGGCCCAGUUCCACUAUUUUCAAGAUGCACCCUACCCUUUCUCCUUGAUGUGGGAUGAUAGUGUAGAUAUAUGGGUUUAAUGUUUUUCCAUCGUUUAUAAUCAUAUACAGCAAUGCCAGAUCUGUAUUAUAAACGGUGGUGAUGUGGAAAAGAUGCAGUUUUCACAUUUUGGUUCAGGGCCAACGCAAUGCAAAAAGGCUGUACUUGACCGGGGCACUGCAUAUCGUAUCGUGUUUUGAAAGAGUGAUGUGUCGUGACCCCCUAGCACCUUGUCUUUACUCAUGUUACAAGACUUACACUUAUUAAUACCAUGUGAGAGCUCUGGUUUGAGGAACCAAAGAUACAAACAUUGGUACGACACAAUGUCCAAAAAUUGUAAGGUGUAAGUGUUCUGUUUUUGUGAAGCACAUUGAGAUGUUUGAAAUGGAUUCUUGUUUUCCAUUUAAAACAGGACUGAAUCAAUGUUACUGCUAAUAAGUGCGCACACUCAGGCUUGUUUAUGCAAAUGAGUUUCAUCUUGGUUAAGGGUUAUCAGUUGCAAAUGUGGAAAUAUUGAAUACUUUUUUUAACAUAAGAAUUAUUUGCCGUGCAAUAGUGUGAAGAAACGGUCAUUUAAAUAUUCUUGACAUAAGAUCAUCUGUAGUGUGUCAUUCCAUUCUAAGGUAUACUUCUUAGUGCACAGAAAAACAAUUCCAUGCAGAGACUGAGCUACAAUAGAGCAAACUGUAAGUAAAAUCCUACUAACCUCUACUUAGUGUUUGUUUACCUCCUAGAUGUCUGAAUACCUUCAACAAAUACAGUUUGUGUCUAAAUAAAUAACCACCUCAUAGAGAUAUUGAGUAAUAGUGUGUACUGUGAAUAAUAUCACAGUUGCUCGGUAUUAGUGUCAGUCAAGUUGUUUCUCUGAUAUGCAUACUUUACAGUAGUAGACGUCGAUUUUGUUAACCAAAUGUCAUUGUUCCAUUUCAGUGAUGAAUGCAGUGAGGUAAUUCCUUGUCUUUUAAACUGGUGCUUGGAUAUUUUAGAUAUUUUGUGCAAUCUGACAAGCCUUUUAGAUUACUUUUAGAGUGAAUAAUGUCAUUCAUGUGUGAUCCGUUCAUAAAAUGUAUUGUUUUGGGAAAAUACAUUUUAUAAUGUUUGUCAUGAAAUGUGAGUGUUAUUGUGAUGAUGUCACUAGUGCACUACAUAAAAUCAUGUUCCCUGCCCUAGAACCAGUCACAUGGUCACUAAAUGGGUUCUAACCCUGCUGCUACCAUGUAAAGACUAAAAGUGUUUAGUUUAGUACACAUUUUGAACACAGUGUGAGAAACCGUCUAGUUGAGGUGAAGAACAAAAUGUAUGUCUACAUUGAACAUGUCAAAUAAAGUAUUGUGA
Osmerus eperlanus (European smelt) is the source of this 2058-nucleotide messenger RNA. It is a transcript of the gene sat2a.1, whose product is annotated as spermidine/spermine N1-acetyltransferase family member 2a, tandem duplicate 1. The record is from RefSeq and is a predicted model, not a curated record. Gene Ontology annotation, molecular function: N-acetyltransferase activity. Lineage: Eukaryota; Metazoa; Chordata; Actinopteri; Osmeriformes; Osmeridae. The transcript is spliced from 6 exons. Bases 96 to 605 code for a protein of 169 amino acids.